AUGACUGACGCGUUGACAUUCACCGUGAACGCAGAUCGCGUCGGUUUCGAUUUCGCCGAACAUUAUUAUGCCGUGAUGCGGACAACACCGGAAUACGCAAACCAGUUUUACGACGAUUUUGGGGAGUACCGGACAAUCUAUGAAGACGGGACAGGGGUCGUGGCCAGAAACCGAUUGGAGAUGAAAGAGGUUCUGUUGCGACCCAAGUCCGCGCCUGAGUUAACAGUUAACUCCAUUAUUUCGGUACCCUGUGGAGGAUCGCUAGACCGACUGCUGGUCACAGUGACUGGCGAUUGUUUUACGCAUGUUUUCGUGGCGGAGAAACGUCCAGAACGUCUGCUAACUUACGCCAUUGUGGCGUCUGUAACUCAACAUCUUUCUGCCGGAGCAGCCGCUGACCGGUCGACAAUAGCAAGAACGUUCGCUGCAGGUGACUUUUGUGCAGACACUGGCGCUGAUGACACACCGACCGCUGGUUUAAAAGCGCAGGAACACGUAAGAUUAUCCAAAAAUAGAGCCACUUCUUACGAACCCCUUCCUGAUACUGUCACCGAUAACGGGCAACCCGAUAUCACUGAUGAAAACCCGCUGCUGAGAAUCCUAAACAUACCCAAUCCCGCCGAAUACACAAUUCAUAGUGAAUCUCUUCCUGAUACCUUAACAGAAAACAUUCCGAUCGCAGGUGUUAAAGCAAAGAAACAAGUACGAUUUGCCCAAAAUAUAGCCACUUACUACGAACCUCUUGUCGAUACCGUCAACGAUAUAGUGCAACCCGAUAUCACAGAUGAUAACCUGAUGCUCGAAAUGUUAAAGGACAUAUUUCUUCACACACCUCCUCCUGAAAUCGAAACCUCCUACAAACUUUCGUCUCCGGAUUACGUCACAGAAAACAUGCCGCUCAGCAUUUUAAAUCACAUUUUUCUCAACAUACCUCCUCCUAAAAUCGAGACUUUCCGCGAACUCAUCCCUCCAAAUACUGCCACCAGUAAUUUAAAUAUCAAUUUGGCCGAAAUAAAUCCACCUAGAAUCUUAACCCGCAUAUCCUAUCACUCCAAAAUCACCACUUAUCCCCAACCAUUUCAAAACACCGUUAGAUACCAAGUUCCCUUCAGNACAUACCCGAUCCCGCCGAAUACACAAUCGAAAACAUUCCGAUCACGGAUGUAAAAGCAAAGAAACAAGUACGAUUUGCCCAAAAUAUAGCCACUUACUACGAACCUCUUGUCGAUACCGUCAACGAUAUAGUGCAACCCGAUAUCACAGAUGAUAACCUGAUGCUCGAAAUGUUAAAGGACAUAUUUCUUCACACACCUCCUCCUGAAAUCGAAACCUCCUACAAACUUUCGUCUCCGGAUUACGUCACAGAAAACAUGCCGCUCAGCAUUUUAAAUCACAUUUUUCUCAACAUACCUCCUCCUAAAAUCGAGACUUUCCGCGAACUCAUCCCUCCAAAUACUGCCACCAGUAAUUUAAAUAUCAAUUUGGCCGAAAUAAAUCCACCUAGAAUCUUAACCCGCAUAUCCUAUCACUCCAAAAUCACCACUUAUCCCCAACCAUUUCAAAACACCGUUAGAUACCAAGUUCCCUUCAGCGUAUUUCAGCCGUUGAGAAACGUACCUAUGCAAAUAGGACCAAUGAUUACACAACCGAAUUUUCUAUUUACUGUCAAUGGUGGGGCGCACCAACUAUGGGUGAACCCUUAUAUUCAGCCUCGAAAUUUCCAUUUACCACCAAGCGUGCACCGCACUAAUAACGUGUGUAUACCGACAAUACGUCGGGGAUGA
This is a messenger RNA of Cinara cedri, 1784 nucleotides long. The record is from the annotation of a GenBank genome assembly. Lineage: Eukaryota; Metazoa; Arthropoda; Insecta; Hemiptera; Aphididae.